Molecule: messenger RNA, 1628 nt
Organism: Diorhabda carinulata
Lineage: Eukaryota; Metazoa; Arthropoda; Insecta; Coleoptera; Chrysomelidae
Product: beta-1,3-galactosyltransferase 5-like
Exons: 3
Coding region: 237-1328 (363 amino acids)
Cellular component (GO): membrane
Molecular function (GO): hexosyltransferase activity
Source: RefSeq, a predicted model, not a curated record
GAAAAAUUGAAAAAUGACGUAGCAAAUUAACCACAUUCGUUUUUUAUCGUCUGGUAAACCCAUUAUAUUUACGUAUUGGUGUGACGUGUGUUAUCAGUUGUCGGCGAUAGUAUGGAUGAUGGAUGUUUUACUAUUGCCAACGUACGUAAUUCACAUAAACAUUAGAGUUCGAACGAAAUGCCGUCAUUAAGGUUGCUGAUUUACAGAAUCUUCUUAUUUUUGUCAACCUAGUUGGUAUGGGGAUGUCAUGGCUGGCCCAAGUGCGAUGCGUGCACAUGGUAAUGUUUGCUGUAAUGACAAUACCAUUGCUAAUUUGUUUAUCGUACCUCAAUUCAGACCAACUCCAUACUACUGCAUCACCUCUACGAACCUAUGAAAUUAAGCAAGUCCAGAGUAGUGGUCAAAAUGUUAGCCAACCAGAGACAGAAGUGCAAGUAUCGCCCUUUGUUACUUCACAUACAGCUAACACCAACUUUACGGCAAACAAUACAGGACCAGAUCUUUCGAAGGGUGUAACUGCAGAAAAAAUCUACCAAGCGGGACACAUGCGCCAUGAUUCUGAAAUUUGUCCGAAUAUGGGCAAAAAUUUGAAAUUGCUGAUAGCAAUUACUUCAGCCCCCAGUCAUGAAAGUGCCAGAUUAGCUGUAAGAGAAACUUGGGGUCAUUUUGCUAUAAGAAAAGACAUAGUUAUAGCUUUUAUGUUAGGUUCUACUUCAAACCAGACUGUGAAUGAUAGAAUAGAACAAGAACAAGAAAUUUAUGGUGAUAUUAUUAGAGGAAAAUUUGUUGAUGCAUAUGACAAUCUUACUCUUAAAACAAUUUCAAUGCUGGAAUGGGUGGAUAAUUAUUGUUCACAAGUUCAAUUCGUACUUAAGACGGACGAUGACAUGUUUAUUAACGUUUCACGUCUAUUAGCCUUUAUAGCCAAACAUACACCUGAGGAACGAGCAAUAUUUGGUCGUCUGGCCAGAAAAUGGAAGCCAAUUAGGAACAAGAAAUCCAAAUACUAUAUUUCACCUCAACAAUAUAAACCCCCAGUGUUUCCAGACUUUACUACAGGUCCAGCUUAUCUGUUUCCAGCUCUAAUAGUCAAGGAACUUUAUUUGGCUUCUUUAAAUUAUACUUAUUUCAAGCUUGAAGAUGUUUUCGUCACAGGGAUAGUGGCAAAUGGACUGAAAAUAAAACGGGUACAUGUUCCAGAAUUCAUUAAUAAACGAAUAAAAUUUACCCCCUGUAAUAUUCAGAAAGAAAUUAGUAUACAUAUGGUUAAAGGUGCCGAACAAUACGAUUUAUGGAAGAAAUUACAUGAUGUAACUCAGUGUAAAUAAUAAAUGUAAUGAUUUGAACAUAGACUUGUGAUUAGUUUAUAAUUCUUUAUUAUAAACAGUAUUUUAUAUUAAGUUAAAUUAUUUUAUAUAAAUAAUUGUAUAAUCUAUUAGCUUAGAAAUGAGAAAGAAUACAUCACAUCACACCCUAAAUAAUCAAAUUAUUAUUUUGUAUUUUAAUAUUAAAAAACGAACAUUUUGUAUUAUAAUCGCUCAUGUACAUAAGAUUUUAGAAACCCACUUUUAUAUAAUUCCAUUUAGGCCAAAUAAAAUACAAUAUUGUAAAUAUAUUUGUACAAUAAU